This is a messenger RNA of Oenanthe melanoleuca, 3676 nucleotides long. Its product is annotated as F-box only protein 2-like. NCBI's taxonomy places the organism in Eukaryota, Metazoa, Chordata, Aves, Passeriformes, Muscicapidae. Gene Ontology annotation, biological process: SCF-dependent proteasomal ubiquitin-dependent protein catabolic process; glycoprotein catabolic process. Bases 1593 to 2330 code for a protein of 245 amino acids. Gene Ontology annotation, molecular function: ubiquitin protein ligase activity; protein binding. The record is from RefSeq and is a predicted model, not a curated record. The transcript has 5 exons. Gene Ontology annotation, cellular component: cytoplasm; SCF ubiquitin ligase complex.
GCGGGGCGGUGUGGGCCGGGCCAGGCUGAGGUGGGCCGGGUUUGGGCGGUGAGGGCUGGGCUGGGCUGGGACGGGACCGCACUCCUUUAUCGCCAAAGCCCGGGCCACUCUUCCCACACACGCGGACCUUGGUCGGGGCAGAAGCGGCUCAGGUAAGAGCGCUCGGUGCCUCCCCCGAGUCGCUGCGGAGGGAGGAGGGACACGCGUGUGCUCCGAGCGCGGUAAGGGACGCGCGCUGCCGGGAUGGAGCAUGUCCGUGCUGCAGAGCUGAUCACAGCUUGGAUGCUUAACCGGGGGGGAAAGGAAAGGAAACGUAAUGCAAGGUACCUCCGUCCCUCUCCCGAGUGCGGGAGGAAGCCUGGCUAACUGCUCCAUCAGCGGGCAGGCAGCAGGAGAGGCUUCCGAAAUUCCUGUACCAGCAUGAUCCCUCCCGCCUACUUUUUAAAAAUUACGUUUUAGCCUUCGGGACUGUGGUUGAGCUGAAGUGUGGGGAGAAUGGGAAAUCACUAAUUCUGUCUCUAUAAUAGCCAGGGAAUUUUAAAUUACGGGUUGCCCUUGCUGGGUGCAGUGCAGAUAGAGGACACAUCUGAACACCUAGAUUUAGGAUGCUGUUACAACAGUCACUCCCAAUUUUUUCCCUUCCUUGCCAGGUUUGGCACUACUGUAUUCAGUUAAGUUGCAUGCCAGGGUAUUUAAUCUCUGUUCUUAGUGCUCUCCCAGGCUAAAUAAGUCCCUGAGGAGUUUGGCUGCAUCCAUUGCAGUUUGCUGGAAUCUCAGCAGCUUCCAAGCACCAGGACUCAGCUGACAAAAAAAGCAGUGUCACAAUGCAUCCCUCAGGGAUGACGUGGGCUCUGCAUCUGCACUCUCAUCUUUCUAUAGUCCUGCAGCACCUGCACCUGGAACUUAGGGCAGCAGAGAGCUUUUGGAGUUCAGAAUUAGCACAUGGAGUUAGAGCAAACACUUCUAACUUAAUUCCUCCAGCUAUGAGGCCAUAGGCAAUAGAAUAUUUGAGAGCAUCAGCUGAAUUAUUUUCAGUUAUGCUCAGGCCUUUACUUUAUACAGACUUCUGACUAAGGCAAUUAAAUGCCAGCACUCUGAGGGAAAGCCUGUCAGAUAGAGAAUGAACCACUGCAGAGGUGGCUGGCAAGAUGCUUGGCACUGAUAUUUGAGUACUGCUUUGCAGCAUUUGUUAUCAGGGAUGUUCUUAAAGGCACAACAAACACCCAUGUGCCUCCCUCUGCAGAGGAAACCAUUACUAAGAAGCUGAUUUUUGCAGCAGCAGAGAUUUUGGAAGGACUGAUUCCAGCCUGGAAAAUGAACAAACUGCCCACAAUUGCAGUUGUCAAAUACACACAUUUUGUGGGCAGAUUUAAUUCAGGGCUUUUGAAAUAUAAAUAUAGGAAUCUGCUUCAGGAUAUUAACUUAAUAACAAACAGGAGACCUUGGGGCUAGGAAGCAAAAUCAUGCCUUCAGCUAGCAUAUUUAUUUUCCCUUUUUUCUACUGCAUCCAUGUCUGACAUUGCUGAGGGUGGGAAACUCUCACCACUCCUUUCCACCAUCUGUCAGGCAGUUGUGGCCAGCCUGCCCCAGGGAUGGAGUCCCUCCCUGAAGCAGUCCUGAUCCGAAUCCUGGCCUCCAUACCUGCGGUGGAGCUGGUGCUCGUGUGCCGCCUGGUCUGCUGCCACUGGAAGAACCUGGUUGAUGGAGCUGCACUUUGGAUCCUGAAGUGUCAGCAGGAAGGCCUCACCAGAGCAGACUCAGAUGCAGAGGACUGGCAAAACUUCUACUUCCUGAGUAAGAAAAGGAAGAAUCUCAUCAAAAACCCAUGUGGUGAAGAAGACUUGGAGCACUGGGGAGAGGUAGAGAAUGGAGGUGAUGGCUGGAAAAUUGAAGAGCUCCCAGGGGACUUUGGAAAAGAAUUUCCUAGUGAAGAAGUCCAUAAAUACUUUGUUACAUCUUAUGAGUGGUGUCGAAAGGCUCAGGUCAUUGACCUCAGGGCUGAGGGCUACUGGGAAGAGCUGAUGGAUACAACCCAGCCUAAAAUCAUGGUAAGAGACUGGUAUGCAGGACGCAGAGAUGCUGGCUGCCUCUAUGAGCUGUGUGUGAAGCUGCUCUCUGAGAAUGAGGAUGUGCUGGCUGAGUACAAAAGUGAGACUGUCACCAUCCCACAGGAUAAUGAUGCCAGCUGGACUGAGAUCUGCCACACCUUUUCCAGCUAUGGUCCUGGGGUCCGUUUUGUGCGCUUUGAACACGGUGGGCAGGACACGCUGUUCUGGAAGGGCUGGUAUGGUGUCCGUGUCACCAACAGCAGUGUGACAGUGGAGCCAUAGCUGUGCUUACCCAGGAUCUGCAUGCUGGAGCUGACUUCCCUCAGGGCAUCCCCGAGCCUUUGGAUGGUUUCUGCAUGGUGCUGCCUCUGGCUAUAGAGCAUAUGGCCUGUCUGCAUAGGAACAUGCCUGCAAGGUGCCAGGAGCCACCACCCAGCCUUCUUCAAGAGGAUCUAUGCAAAGAAUGUGAAUGAAUUUGUGAAUGCACCACAUGACUCAGCCUCACCACUUGCACUGAUGUUCUCCAUCAUACAGGAGAUCACCUAAAAAUCCUGCAGAUCUCCCCUCUUAAGUCUCUAAUCCUUUAUCAGGUAUCUCUCCUGCCUGCUUCCCUGGCUUGGGCACUCCUUAACUUGAAGGGAUACUUUAAGUAUAUUUUCUGGAAGUCGGAGUGCAAAGAAAAGAAUAAAGAAAACCACAGAGCCUGUGUCUCAAAACAUACCAGGGAAACCCAGAGCCCUGUCCCCAGCUGUUUCCAUGAUCUGCAGUGAGAACCUUGGGUUCUCCCAUUUAUAAACAGGUAACAUUGUUUACCACAGAGGGGCUCUAGCUUGGCUGUCAAUGCUAUUAGGUAAAUUUUUAGUGAUAAUGCAAAGCAAGAGAGAUUGAAUCCUUUUCUCUUACACUGUUCCCAGCAUCUGUUUAUCAAGGAAAGUGUUGGGAAGAGAAAUCUGUCUGGUGUCCAACCCUGGGGCUUCAUUUGUCUCCCUCAGAGAGAUGGCAUCUCGGAUUAAUUGCUGGGGGAGAGAGGGAUGAAAACAACUUUAGGAAAUGAGUUGGGAAAAAAUUUGGGCUAGGAUCCAGGAAUAAAUGAAAAACUCAUGUAACCCUUCCUGGCCUCUGUGUGCUUCAUAUAACAAGCAUCACCACUGUGAUUCUGCUAGCAGGACACAGAAAGCUGCUGACCUUGCUCCACCUCUACUGACUUGUCUGCAACAAGUACACAUCUGCCUCUGCCAUGUGCUUGCUGACAAGACAGCACUUCAGUCUCCCACUUGUGCUUCUUGACAUCACUCAGGGCUGUGAGCCCCAUCCUGAACAGACCCCUAAGCUUCCCUGAACCAAGACUGUCCCUGCUAGUUCUUCCACUCAGAAGAGCAUCCCCUAACAGAGCUGGUGUUGCCUAAAGAAAGUAUUUAUAUUUUUGUGUCCCUCUGUCUGCCUUCCUUCCCUGGGCUGCCAUUUAAGUGCCCCCUUACCCAUGCAGUGACAGCUACUGCCUGCAGCCAAAGGAAGGAGCUUCCCACCUGGCCACUGUGCAUGCUACUUCCUCAGGCUUCCUGCUCAGCUGCACCUGGGUGCCACACCCACCAGAGGCAAACAUAAUAAAGUGACACAAUUUCGUGUGG